ACGGUAGCCUUUGGAAGGAGGUGAAAGAUAAGCAGGCGUAUUCGCCACGUUAAAAAGAAGAUGUAUAGCUUGGAGUACUGACUAAUUGUUUUCGCAGAUGAUCUGCAUCUUAUGGUGUCGUCAACUUCAGCGAUUUCCGCCAGACCUUCUUCAUCUAUUGAUUUCAUUUCUGUACCUCCUCAGCCAUUUCAUCUCCAUCCCAUCGCUUGUAACAAUUCUCUUUAAGAAAGGAUGCCGAAAACGACAAGAUCUCGACCCGCAUCUAGACAGGGCGCUUCCUCCACUAGGCGACACAAACGCGCAGAAGGCAUCGACAAUUAGAAGGUCUCUAAAAAGCUUCUAAGGUUCUGAGUCUGCCUCUAAGCUACUAGCUGUUGACUGGUAUCUUCUC
Messenger RNA from Lindgomyces ingoldianus, 391 nucleotides. RefSeq lists its product as uncharacterized. Bases 98 to 343 code for a protein of 81 amino acids. The record is from RefSeq and is a predicted model, not a curated record. The transcript has a single exon. NCBI's taxonomy places the organism in Eukaryota, Fungi, Ascomycota, Dothideomycetes, Pleosporales, Lindgomycetaceae.